This is a messenger RNA of Branchiostoma floridae (Florida lancelet), 950 nucleotides long. Its product is annotated as dehydrodolichyl diphosphate synthase complex subunit nus1-like. The record is from RefSeq and is a predicted model, not a curated record. The transcript is spliced from 5 exons. The coding region runs from base 123 to 878 and encodes 251 amino acids. Gene Ontology annotation, molecular function: ditrans,polycis-polyprenyl diphosphate synthase [(2E,6E)-farnesyl diphosphate specific] activity. Gene Ontology annotation, cellular component: dehydrodolichyl diphosphate synthase complex; endoplasmic reticulum membrane. NCBI's taxonomy places the organism in Eukaryota, Metazoa, Chordata, Leptocardii, Amphioxiformes, Branchiostomatidae.
GACGGGCGACACGAAACCGAGGCUGCGCGUUGAUUCCAACAUGGCAGCUUCCUGAUGCAACUUUCCUCCUCGGACCUUUCGCUACCUUCUCUCCCCUUCAGACUUCUCCUACACCUGGGACAAUGAUCCUACACCAAGUCUUGCUUUACCUCGUGCACACCCUCCUAGCGAUCAGGACUUGGCUAGCGUCUCUGUACCAUGGCUUGAAGAAGCCGCUCGCCUUCAAACACCGGAAGAGGACCGUUCCUCGGAUCAAGUCGGACUCGAAGGCGCUGAGCAGGCUGCCGAUCCACGUGGGGUUGGUGGUGGUGGAAGAGGAUUUCAGAUACGGGGACCUGGCCAGUUUGGUGGUGUGGUGCGCGGCCAUGGGCAUCUCCUAUAUCAGUCUGUACGACAGCCAGGGAAUUCUCAAAAGAAACAACACAAGUCUUUGGCAGGAGAUCAUGAAACAACAGCAGGAACUUCUAGGGGAGGAUAGUAACAAGUACAGUAUAGAGCUGGUCACAGGAAACAGAACAACAACACAGCUAACAGGACAAAAAUAUAGCGUUGAGGUUCGUCUGUUGUCGUCAGAAGACGGGAGAACAGACUUGUUACAGGCGGCACAGCGGUGGUGUCAGGCCGUGGAGGCCAGACGGAAGAAAGUGGGCGACCUUGAACCCACAGCUCUGGAGGGGCUGCUACAAGCUACAAAAGGCGCCCCCGAUGUAGACCUGGUCCUGAAGUUUGGGACAGUCGACAGUUUACUGGGCUUCCUGCCAUGGCAAAUACGCCUCACAGAAAUUCUGUCACUGCCCACCCAUCACAGCAUAGACUACCAGACCUUUCUACUGGCCCUGCAAUCCUUCGGGAACAUAGAGCAACGCUUCGGCAAAUAGCCCAGAACCUCCGCAGAGAUAUGUGUAUUUUUUGUAGUCAGAAAUGCCAAUAAAAUUGAAGCACUUUAUGAU